Pocillopora meandrina is the source of this 3740-nucleotide messenger RNA. Lineage: Eukaryota; Metazoa; Cnidaria; Anthozoa; Scleractinia; Pocilloporidae. The record is from the annotation of a GenBank genome assembly.
UAAUCAAUCAACAUGGCGGUUGAGUUUAUGUAGAACAAUUUCCUUGGUUGCAUUAGUUUGUUUCUAUUUGUGAGCUCAUUCUCAGACUUAAUUGCCUAAUUUGGAGUUAAUUGCUGAUUGCGACAAGAACGGUCUGCAACUCUAAACGUAGUAUAAUGAUAGAACGAGCAAUCUAAUCAUUAAGAUACCAGAGUUCGAUAUUGUUGACAUUGUUGGCACAUGGAUUAUAAUUUCAAGACUUCGUAAAAUAUCUUAAUGCAUGAAAAUGUGAAGUUUUUGGUGAUUGCUGAACUAGCGUAAUUUUAAAGUGGAUUAGUUCUUUACUGCAAGACUUGACAAACAUGUCAGCUAUUUCGUCGAUUACUGGAAUCAUUAAGAGACUUCCACGACCACCAGUCGUUCAACGUUCGAAUUCGACGUAUUUUUCAGAAGUCAAGAAGUCAUUCUCUGGACAUUUCAGUAGCAUCAAAGUCGAAAGAAAAGCGAAUGAUUUUUGGAGUCGAAGAGGACCAACUGUUCUUUCAUAUCGUGGGCUUGCUAAUCAUGGAGGUUUAGCUUUAUGGCAGUCUUCUUCGUGCAUCAGACCUCAAGCCCACGCGAACUUCUUGAAAAUGAGUACUCGUAACAGUUACAAAGAACCGUGGAUGAUGUCUGAUGAGGAAGUUAGGGAUAUCAUAACAGAAAAUGAAUGUGCAGGUAAACUUCAGCUGGGAAUUGUAAGCAAAUUCGAAUCAAACUUGUUGCCAUCUAAUAAUCCAACAGAGGAUCGAAGGUUUGUGACCAAAUUACUGCAAGACAGAGAUGCCUUUCUGUUUGGUGUUUUGGAUGGCCACGGCGGAAGCAGCUGUGCUCAUAAUGUUUCUCAACGCCUCUCAGACUACAUAGGACUGUCACUGCUUCCGAAUGAAAUUCUUUUGGGACCAAUGUUGAAGAAGUUUCUUUGCUCCGAGCACCUCCUUGUGUCAAACUCCCCAAGUAAUUACUAUUACAGGGAGGAUCCUGUUUGCUAUGAAAGCCUUAAAGCUUACUAUUUGGAGCUGCGUAGGAUACAAAAGAGACAUGAUGUCAGUGGAACCAUGGCUCCUACUUUUGUGCACCUUCAGGAGACUCAUGGACACAAGAGAGCAGUUGUAGAUGCAAAAGAGGAACAAGUCUCUCAGACAAUGGGGGCUAUUUCUAGAGCUUUUCUGAGACUAGAUGAAGAUUUGAGUUAUGAAGCAUCAAUUGAAGGGGAGAACAAAGAAGCAGAAGAACACAGAUUUAAAGCAGCUACCUCAGGAGCUUGUGCUUUGGUGGCAUAUGUGAAGGGAACUGAACUUACUGUAGCCAACUGUGGAGACUGUCGUGCAGUACUUGGUGUACAAAGCGAGGAUGGGCAGUGGUCAGCAUUACAACUGUCUACUGAUCAUACAGCCCGUAAGUGUAAUUUUGUUUUGUUGACAAGACUGCCAUCCAGUCAGCUCAUUGACCUUUUUUGUCACUAUGAGCUCUGAGAUUACUUUAGUGAUUGGGAGAGAGCCAGUCUGUGAUGCAGAGUAUCCAUUGUAAUGCUUUAUAAUUUCAUUAUGGAUCUCUGAGUGUGUUUUCUUUUUUUAGUCAUUACCCAUCUUUGAUGUGUGAAGGCCUGUUACAAUUGAUUUGUAUGGGUUAAACAUUUCUUCUGUAGUUGUCUCUGAGAAUUUGGUUUGAAAUCAAACUGUGUCCCCCAGAUAACAUUUGCACCUUAUAAUCUACAUGUAUCUACUUGUUACUUCUAGGUCAUUCAUGCAGUGAAAGGGUUAAAGCCUUCUUUGCCUGAAUGAAUCACAUUAGUACUCUAUCAAUAACUGUCUGGGUGAUUAAUAUAGGACUUAACUUUUCUUAAUGCUAAAUAAUGAAAAAGUUUAUUUGAGAGUAUAUAGGGUUGUCGUCUCUAACCCACUCGUUCUAUCAGCUGGUCAUAGAAACAGAUGGUUUUUAGCCUUCUGUGCCAACAGCUCCCCAAAAGCAAACUACAAUCUUGAUUUUAAAGUGUUUUGUUGUACAUUUUGUUUAACCCCUUAACCUCAGAGAGUAAUUAGCUUCUAACUUCUCACUAAGGUGUCACUGGUGAAUCAAACUUAGGCUCAUUAAAACUGAAGGUUAGAAUGAUUACAAUUUUAUAAAGCUGGUGAUUUUCAGCUUAGUUUUCCUUAUCAGUGCUAUAGGAAAUGUGUAGAGAACAACAUGGGGAAUGCACAUGCCGAUAUUAGGUUGUAAAAGCUUAAUUCCUAAGCAUUAGGUAAUUUUAGUCUGUAAUUAAUGAUUUCACAUUUGCUCUGUCAGGCAAUCCAAGGGAAGUUCAACGAGUACUGAGUGAACACCCACCAGAAGAGGCUUCCACUACUCUCAAAUAUGAAAGACUUUUAGGCCGCCUUGCUCCAUUAAGAGCAUUUGGUGAUGUGAGAUUCAAAUGGAGCAAGGAAAAACAAGAGGAAGUGUUUAAUCCAAAAGGAGAUAAAUCAUUUGCCGAUAUGGCAGAAUUUCUUACUCCACCCUACCUUACUGCUGAACCAGAAGUGACAUCAUACCAGCUACAACGCACAGACAAAUUUCUUAUUCUUGCCACUGAUGGUUUAUGGGAUAUGCUUAGCAAUGAAGAAGCUGUGGAAUUUGUAAAAGAAAAUUUGCAAAAACACAAUUCAGACCCUGAAAUCCAAGACAGGGAAUCAAUCUUGGAUUUGAAAAACUCAGCCUCUUGUUUGAUCAAGGAAGCCCUUGGUGGUGAAGAUCUCUUUUCUGUCAGUAUGAGCUUAAGUCUACCAUACCCUGAUGUGCGCAGUUACCGAGAUGAUAUCACAGUUACUGUGGUGCAUUUUGAUUGGAGCAAUGUUGCAUUAGAGUAGGCACAUGCUAAGGGACUAGGAACUGGGCUUCCAACAGGCACAGUAAAUGAGCAGAUAAUAGGUGCUAGGUUGUGUAAUUUCAGGCAAUUUACCUGUGAGCACUUAUCAUAAGUUGUGCAAACAUCUCUAAUUUCACAGUAAUGACCUAAUUACCUUGAAUGUCUAAGAUUUGAUUGAAAAUUUUCCUUUCUAGUGGCUAAUUGUUUCAGUGUAAAUUAGUAAAGAGAAUUUGGUGUCAUGUCUGAAUAACACCCACCAGAUGAUCUGUUUGUUUUUCUCAUCAUCUGCCUGCCGAAAUGUGUAUUAGGAGAUGUCUGGAGAAGAUACAUCUUGAUCACAAACUGGAAUGAAAAGGUUUAAUAAGGAACUGAUCUUGUGUUAAAAAAAGGCAGUUCUGUUGUGGUCAUGCAAGUAAUUAGAAUUAUUUCAAAUUCUGUGAUGCAAAUAAUUUAAUCAGAAUGUUUGCUUCACCUCGGAAAGUUGGAAGAAGUUUGUGAUGUUUUACAGAUGUACUUCAAAAUAUUGAGAGAAAAAUUUGAUGUUGCAGGCUUGCUGCUAAAUUAUAAAGAAAUUCUGGAUUUAUUUUCAUGCUUGCUUGGAAAAAUCAGAAAAUGUUAAUGAUAACUUGAAACCAAGGAGAGCAGUUUUUUGCUCAAGGCUGUUUAAGAAGUUAAAUCACUUAUUUGCAGGUAGGGAAUGUAAUUUUUUGUAUAUACCUUGUACUCAUCAAUGAUCACCAAGAACAGACAGGCAAACAAAAUUUUCGGUGGGUUCCAACAGAUGGGACCAACGAAGAAGAGUAAGGAAAAGUUUUAAGUUGUACAUGUAACUGUUAUCUUUUCAUUAAUAAAGGAAGUGGAGAUGAGAAAGAGAAAG